Hordeum vulgare subsp. vulgare (domesticated barley) is the source of this 378-nucleotide messenger RNA. RefSeq names its product U-box domain-containing protein 38-like. The record is from RefSeq and is a predicted model, not a curated record. NCBI's taxonomy places the organism in Eukaryota, Viridiplantae, Streptophyta, Magnoliopsida, Poales, Poaceae. The transcript has a single exon. Bases 1 to 378 code for a protein of 125 amino acids.
AUGGCCAUCUACCACCUCUCGCUGGCCGUCGUCAACCAGUCCAAGGUCGCCCGCUUCCCGGGGGCAUCCAAGGCGCUCCUUAGCGUCGCGUCCAGCGCCGCCAAGCCCACGCUCAUCCGCAGGCUGAACCUCAUGGUGCUCUGCAACGUGGGCGGCUGCUCGGAGGGCCGUGCCUCUCUGAUGGACGCGGGCGUCGUCGCGGCCAUGUCCGGCAUCCUCCUCUCCUCCCACGGCGUCGCUGAGCUGGAGGAAUGGUGCGUGGCGGUGAUCUACGCGCUGAGCCGCGGCAGCCUCCGGUUCCGCAGCCUGGCGCGCGCGGCCGGCGCGGACAAGGCCCUCCGCUGCGUGGCCGAGGAGGGUGUUGGAAUUAUGCCCUAG